CAUUUCUCUCUCUCUCUCUCUAAAAUUUGAAUACAUGUCUUAUGCGCCCUUAUUCUGUGUUGCGUGCCAUUUCCAUUUAGAUCUAUGUUUUGCCGAUAUCUGGAUUGAUAACAUGGAUCUGAAUUUAUCCCUUUUCAUUUUAGAUCUACGUUCAGAACCCUAAAAAUUUCGACUUUUGCUUCUUGUUUUUGUUGGGGGUGGGGUGAUUUGCAUUUCUGUGAAUUUCUAAAUUCGGAGCAUUUGGGUUCCUGUGUAUUGAUCUGUUUGGAUUGUCUCUCCUGAGUUGGUUGGAUUUUUUUCACCCUCGUGUUUGAUUUCCCAGUUUGAAGCAUCAUCUAGGUUAUGUAAUCUCUUUUUGGUUUUCAUUGUUUUGGAUUAUCGCGUGAUUAUAGUUGCAGGAUCGUUUUGGAUUAUCGCGUGAUUAUCGUUGCAAAAAUCUGGAUUGCUACCAGAUUUUUGCAAUGCCAGUAAUGGGUAUGUUUGAAUUAGUGUAUUCAUUCGAUUCAGAUCUUUCUGGAUGUGGUUCUGGUGAGGCUGUUUGGAUCUGGUCCCCCUUAUAUUUGUUUUCAGAGUAUAAAGCCUUUGCUGUGUUUGUUUGUCUGUUGGAAUUUCAUGCUUUUGAGGUGUUUUUGUUGGGUAUGGUUCAUGGACUUGAAGAGUUUUGAUUGUCACAGUAUGAACACUGCAAUGACAAGAUAUGUAAAUUGAUGGCCUAGUUAAAAUUUAAUUCUUUAUGCUGUUGGUUUCCUUGAUCUGUAGUUGUGAUGGACGACGACGGAUUGAAUAUGCGGAAUUGGGGUUAUUAUGAACCUUCUUUUAAAGGACAUCUUGGUCUGCAGCUCAUGUCAUCUGUGACAGAGCGCGGUCCAAAAACUUUCAUAUCAGGGCGUGACAAUGCAGUUAUGGUAAGCGCCAAUGGGGCGUUUCACCCUCGGGAUUAUAUGGUUUCAGAAGCCUCUGUACCCAUGGAUUGUGUGAGGGACAGUUGGAUAAACCAUAGAGAUAAAUUUCUUCACAUGAUACCAGGAAACCCCUAUAAUGCAGUUCUUGCCGAACCUUCUGGAUCUCAUCCCAUGCAGAUGUUACAGCAACCUGAUACGUCAAAGGAUACCAGGUUGGCCAUGGAAGAUCCAAAUGUUAGGAAGGAAGCUGGUCCUGCAAAAAAAAGGCCUGGUGCUGCCACUCCGAAAACCCCUAAACCAAAGAAGGCAAAGAAAGCCCCUUCUCUGCCAAAGGAUAAUGGGAACUCCUCUGUUCAGCGGGCAAAACCAGCAAAGAAGAAUAUGGAUUUUGUAAUAAAUGGGAUUGACAUGGACCUUUCAGGCAUUCCUAUACCAGUUUGCUCGUGCACUGGAACUCCUCAGCAGUGUUAUCGAUGGGGUUGUGGUGGUUGGCAAUCAGCUUGUUGCACCACAACCAUAUCGACAUAUCCCUUGCCAAUGAGCACCAAAAGACGUGGAGCAAGGAUAGCUGGGCGGAAGAUGAGUCAGGGUGCAUUCAAAAAGGUAUUGGAGAAACUCGCAGCUGAAGGUUAUAACUUUGCUAAUCCAAUUGAUCUGAGGACUCAGUGGGCCAAGCAUGGUACCAACAAAUUCGUCACAAUCAGGUAGAUUAAAAGUGUGGGUGCUGUUACUGGACUACCAUUGCAUUGGGUCCUGCUUUACUUGUAUAUAUGUUUAUGGCCUUAUUCCGAGGUUUUCUUGGUACUUGUAGUCCAGGAAUUUUCACCAUCAUGAUACAUGCUUCAACCUAUAGCAAUCUGGAUGGUUCCCAGAACCGUUGUUUAAUUUUUCUUUCUGUUUCUGUUUAUGUUUAUGUUUCAAGGCUAUGAAUGUUGUCUGGCCACCAAGAAUGUAGGAUUGCGGAUUUUGUGCCUUUAGUUAUUGGAUGAUUUUGAGAUACAUUUUUUUAAAUUUCUACCAUAAAUUGCUGUCUAAGUUUCUACCAUAAAUUU
This is a messenger RNA of Ilex paraguariensis (yerba mate), 1954 nucleotides long. Lineage: Eukaryota; Viridiplantae; Streptophyta; Magnoliopsida; Aquifoliales; Aquifoliaceae. The record is from the annotation of a GenBank genome assembly.